UUUCGGCGUCCAUUCCUCAAUAUCACAUAAUUAUAACCAAGUAGUAUGUGCAAUCCUGGCUUCAGCCCACCAAGUUUAAAGAAAAUAAAUCCGGUCCUGUCUGUCCCUAUGGUGAACUCAUCCCAUCGCCGUCGUUAUCGGCUCGCGUCAUUGUGCUUUUGGUGCUUCGCCCGCAAAGUGUAUCGCGCUGCUGAGAUAAUUUUUCGUAGCGUUUCUUCAACCUGCGAUUUUUUGUCGAUCAUUUGGAAAUAAACUUAUUGAAAAGCAUUAUAUAAUGGGGAAAAAGAAGGAUAGGAAAAGAAAGCGAGAAUCAUCGUCUUCUGGGGAAUCUAUGUCGGGAAAACGUAAACAUAAGACCAAAGUAAAUCUUGUAGAUUUGCAACGUAGAUUAGACUAUUUAGAAGAAAAAGAAAGACAUAGGGAACUUAAGCGGGAUGGUUCUAUUUAUCGAUCGAGCCCUUCUGGUAGUACACGGCGUUCAAGAUCAAGAACGUCGUCACGACACAGCAGUCGUCACCGCCGCCGCCGCCGCCAUGGCAGCACCCGAGCAGAUCGAUCUCUCUCUGUUGUGCAGAGGGAGCGAGAGCGCACUACUUCGAUUGAAUCGGACAAUAGAAGCGCACGACGCCAUGCGGAUUUACGGGCUGAACGGCCCAGGUCCGGCUCUAGGAUUGAAUCCGUUGAGCGCAAUGAAAUUCUUUCUCAGGCUUGUAGCUCUGAGAAAGAUUUUAAUCUGGGAAAAGGUAAUGACUUUCCAAUUGGGGAUAAAGAGGAUCUUGAAGAUUCGUUGUCCAUACAUAAUGAAAUCGAAAUUCCUGAAGAAUUUAUAGAUAUCUUAGGCACAAAUCCCGACAAACCGACCAAUGUAGGUUUUAAACUUUACGGAGAAUUAAUACCCAGAUGGCGUAAUAUUUUACAAAAUGGUAUACCAAAGGACGAGUCGGUGGCUUUGCUUCAGAAAUAUGAAAUUCCUUUAAACUUACAGGAUUUGCUUCCACCUAAGCUUAAUCCGGAGAUAAUAGCCAUAAUUAGAAAGAAUAAUUUGGUUAAAACUCGCGAUUUUUCCCAAUCAGAAGUACAAAAUCAGCUGGGUAAAGGAAUUUCGGUUCUAGGUAAAGCGUUAACAACACUGUUAAAUGACUCAGAACAUGAUUUAAAAAAUCUUAAAAAAGAUUUGUUUAAAGAUUUGUGUGACGCAGGGAAGAUCUUUACUAAUCUUUUUCAUAGAAUCUCUACUUCUCGCAAAAAUGGAAUUUUACCUUUGCUUAACGAUAGUAUAAAAGAUGCAGCUGAUAAAUCUAACCCUACUGAAUUCUUAUUCGGCAACGAUCUAACAGAGAAAGUUAAAACUAUUAAAAAUUUGGAAAGCAUUUGUAAAGACUUAAAAAAUCCUGCGUCUACCACUUACCAACCCAAACCUCAAAAAAGGGAGGGGGGAAGCACAUAUAAGGGUCCGGGAGCAAAAAGAGAAUUUCUCAAGAAAGACUUUCGUCGCCCUGUCCGUCGCUGGGGCGAGGCAGGGCCACAAAUGCCCCGAAGAAUCGGGAUGCUUGAAGGGACUACCCUCAAACAUACAAUCGCAAGGAGAGGCAGAGAAGAAAGGAUUAGACGAGAGUGA
Anthonomus grandis grandis is the source of this 1618-nucleotide messenger RNA. RefSeq lists its product as uncharacterized. The transcript is spliced from 2 exons. The coding region runs from base 275 to 1618 and encodes 447 amino acids. The record is from RefSeq and is a predicted model, not a curated record. Lineage: Eukaryota; Metazoa; Arthropoda; Insecta; Coleoptera; Curculionidae.